This is a messenger RNA of Saprolegnia parasitica CBS 223.65, 1709 nucleotides long. RefSeq lists its product as hypothetical. Lineage: Eukaryota; Oomycota; Saprolegniomycetes; Saprolegniales; Saprolegniaceae. Gene Ontology annotation, biological process: mitotic spindle organization; microtubule-based movement. The transcript has 11 exons. The annotation marks the transcript as partial. The record is from RefSeq and is a predicted model, not a curated record. Gene Ontology annotation, molecular function: microtubule motor activity; microtubule binding; ATP binding.
AUGACGGCCAAGCAAGAAGAAGUGUUUGACCGCAUCGGCCGGCCUUGCGUCGAAAAUGCGCUGUCGGGCUUCAACUCGACCAUCUUUGCGUACGGCCAGACCGGGUCGGGGAAGACGUUCACCAUCACGGGCGGCGCCGAGCGCUACGACGACCGCGGUAUCAUUCCGCGCAGUCUCUCGCUCAUUUUUGAAAAGAUGAAAAAGCACCCGGAAUGUCAAAUUUCGGCCUUCAUUUCGUACCUCGAGAUUUACAACAAUCAAGGCUACGACUUGCUCAACGAAGACCACCAAAACACCAAAGCCAUUGAAGAUUUGCCAAAGGUGAGCAUGCUGGAAGACGAAGACGGCAACUGCCACCUUCGCAACCUCUCGAUGCACCGCGUCGCGACCGAGGAGGACGCGCUCAAUUUGCUCUUUCUCGGCGACACGAACCGCGCUGUGAGCGAGACGUCCAUGAACUUGGAGUCGUCGCGGUCGCACUGCAUCUUUACCGUCUCCCUCGAGUCGCGCAAGGCGGGCAGCGAGGUCAUCUUGCGCUCCAAGCUCCACAUGGUCGACCUCGCCGGCUCGGAGCGGGCGCACAAGACAGGCGCGAAAGGCAAGGUGCUGCGCGAAGCCGCGUACAUCAACACGUCGCUGCACUACCUCGAAAUGGUCAUUGUCGCACUCCACGAGAAGAACACCAAGGGCCGGACACACAUUCCAUACCGCAACUCGAUGAUGACGUCGGUGCUGCGCGACAGCUUGGGGGGCAACUGCAAGACGGUCAUGGUCGCGACGGCGAGCGCCGAAAAAGAGCAGACCGAUGAGUCGCUCUCGACGUGCCGGUUCGCCCAGCGCGUCGCACGCGUCCGAAACGACGCGCACUUGAACGAAGAAGUGGACCCGGCGAUCGUGAUCCGCCGCCUUAAAGCUCAGAUCGUCGAGCUCCAGGAAGAAAUCGUGCUCCUCAAGGGCGAGCCCAAAGAAGGCGACGAGCUCAAGGAGUACGAGAUGGACAAACUCCGACAAAAGUGUUUGGACUACGCCAACAACCGCGAUCUCGACGCACAUUUGGCGAUGGGGGACAUUACGUACAUCAAGAUGAAGGCAUGCUUUGCCUUCUUGAAGAGCUUUUAUCUGGACGGCGUGGGCGACGGAGCGCCGCGCCCGCAAGCGACGAGCCAUUCCAGCAGCAACAGCAGCAACAACAACCACGUCCACGAAGACCGAGGGGACGGAGCGUCCCAUGCGCGCAUCGUCGAGCUCGAAGAGACGCUGCAGCAGCGCGACAAUGAAAUCGCUAUCCUUGUGGGGAUGCUCAAAAAGGGAGGCAACAGUGCGCAGGUGGCCGACGUCCUCAAGACCGUCGCGUCCAAGCCGCCCAUGGCCCCCCAGGCGCCCCCGCCGCCCCCCAACGGAUUCCAGGUCAAAAUUGACGCCGCCUCUCUCGACGACCCGGCCAAGGCCUUUGAAGUCUUUCGCGACCAGUACCCGAAAAACGACGUCAUUCGCGAAAACAAACAAUUGCUCAAGAAAAAGUACGACGAGGCCAAAGCACUCGCGCAAAACGUCAAUGACGCGCGUGGCGUCAUCAAGGAGCACAUGGCGACGGUCGAGAAGCUCCGCAAGACCAAGGCGCUCGAGUCGCUCACAAGUGGCGACGAAACAACGGCCGCUUCGGACGAAGAGACGGCGCUGGUCGCCAAGAUUGACGCCAAGAAGGCCGA